Molecule: messenger RNA, 571 nt
Organism: Melitaea cinxia (Glanville fritillary)
Lineage: Eukaryota; Metazoa; Arthropoda; Insecta; Lepidoptera; Nymphalidae
Exons: 2
Coding region: 31-471 (146 amino acids)
Source: RefSeq, a predicted model, not a curated record
AAUCCAUCGGUCAUUUUGUUUCUAUUUUGUAUGUUUCAAAUAAAUACGCUGGACAUUUCAGUAACGUUUAGUCAAACAUCAAAUCAACUCAACAAGAACACAUCCUGUUUCAGCAAUAUGCAUUUGUCAAUGAUUAUCGUAUUGGCUCUGUUUGCUGCGGUAUCAGCGGACCCAGCAGUCAUACUGAGUGGAAGUUUGUUGUCUUCAGGCUUAACAUCGGCUGCUCUCGUCGCACCAGCGGCCACGCCCGUAGUUGCCCCAGUCUCUCAGGUCACAUCUUAUGCUCCUGUGGCCACAUAUCCGUCCGUCGCCAAUGUAGCUCCGCUUGCUCCAUUAACUCAAUUAAUUUCAGACUAUAGAUACGGUUCAUCUUACACUUAUCAGGACUAUUUACCUGUUUUCAACUCAGCCUUAUCUCUACCUUACAGCCUACCUUACGCUUACGCUGCGGAUUGGUACUACCGAAAUUAGGUAGCAAAAAGGAUUAUUGGAUUUAUUGCAUGUAAAAAAUCGUUUUCGCUAUGUUUUUGUUAUAAAUUAUAUGUUAUAAAAUAAAAUAAAAUGUAGAAAA